AUGUUUUCGCUGUGGAAUUCGACGUGUACGUCAACUCUGACUGGGAUCCUACCUUUCGCCACAUUGGGAUCAACAUCGGAUCGAAGACUUCAAGCAAUGUUACAAAGUUUGAGGGUACGAUCGGGCAGCGGGUCUGCCCGAAUAAACUACGAGGCAGAGACUAAAGUGAUUUCUGUUCAUGCCACGUCAGCAGAAGGGAAGUUUGAGGUGAGCUUCGUCUACGACUUGGGCGCUUUGCUGCCUGAACAGGUUCAAGUUGGGCUUGCCGGCUCUACCGGCCUGUAUGUGGCCGUGCACGACGUCGUAUCCUGGUAUUUCAGCUCCACCCUCGUGCAUGAUCACAUGAACGAGUUUGAGGGCGCCAAAACCAUCCACCUCUAA
Molecule: messenger RNA, 381 nt
Organism: Salvia hispanica
Lineage: Eukaryota; Viridiplantae; Streptophyta; Magnoliopsida; Lamiales; Lamiaceae
Source: RefSeq, a predicted model, not a curated record